This is a messenger RNA of Batrachochytrium dendrobatidis JAM81, 1216 nucleotides long. RefSeq lists its product as uncharacterized. The transcript is spliced from 2 exons. Bases 42 to 1136 code for a protein of 364 amino acids. NCBI's taxonomy places the organism in Eukaryota, Fungi, Chytridiomycota, Chytridiomycetes, Rhizophydiales. The record is from RefSeq and is a predicted model, not a curated record. Gene Ontology annotation, molecular function: protein binding.
CAAUUUAGAACCAGUCAUAGGUAUUUUUAUAAAACCAUUUUAUGGACAAAACCAAUCCAAAGCAGGUUGAUAGUACAGUAGAUAAAGCCAGUCUACUCGCAUCAAGCAGCCAUUUAAUGGGAUUGGAGAAAUUAGACAAUACAACUGACCCAUUAUUGGAAAAUGCAUUGAAAUCCACUACACAGACAAUCAAUAAAUUCAAUCUCUCUAUUGUUCCUAUGGACACUGCCAGUCAAGGUUCGACUCUCGAGUAUAUUUAUCUAUCAAUAUAUCACAAAGCUUACAUGCAAUUAAUGUCUUAUUCAUUGUACUUUAUUCCAGUAACGGAAAACCUCCAGCAAGAAAAAUCAACACUUGAUAUCACAGCAUUAUGCUCGACCCAGUCUAAUUUGAAUGUGCACAACCUCAAAGUCGAAACAGUAUCAUCACUUGUGCCGCCCAAUUUAUCAAAUCCCAACACAUCUGUAUGCUCUAUUCCUUGCACAGAGCCAGGACCAACCUCGACAUUAAAACCUAGUAAAUCAGUUGUUGCAUAUCUUCGUGGAAAUGAAAUUGCUCGAACAUCACCUCUUUUUAGUCAAUUCGAUGUUCCCAGCAAUCAACAGCGUGCUCAAUAUGCAAUUGCCGAGUAUUCGCCACAGUUAUCGGAUGAGAUCCAGAUUGUUUUUGGAGAUCGCAUUGUUGUGAGUCGAAACUUUAAAGAUGAGUGGGUUUUGGGCAAAAAUGAAACAACAGGCUUGAUAGGAGUGUUUCCCAAAAAGUGCUUGGGCCUUGAUGUAUGCAGUCAGUCCAACUCCAGCACACUACAACCAGCCUUAAAGUCCAUCCACCUGACCAGAUUAGGUAUUUCAUCGGGAUUUGCGGGGGAUUUAUCUCUUGGUAGAUGCUCAAUUUCAAAAACACCCAUACAGAUGCAAGGAGAAUCAGAUCCGAGUCAUUCCAACUUAAAACCAUACAACAACGAUGUUGGAGUUUUGCGCAAAUACAACAGACAUGAGCUACCAAGACUUGAUCAAAUGACCAAACCGCGAGUCUUGACACAAAAACAAAAAUGGAUGGUGCUGAUCGGCUCUUUUGUUUUUCUUUUGAUAAUAGUCUCGGUGGGGCUCAAUGUGAAGGCAACCAAGAUGCUUUAGAUUCUCCAUCAAUAGUAUUGUUACCAUUACUGUCAUUAUAAGGGCUGUGUGGACCUAAUAAAUAUUGAUAAAUCAUAUCU